Messenger RNA from Seminavis robusta, 393 nucleotides. The record is from the annotation of a GenBank genome assembly. NCBI's taxonomy places the organism in Eukaryota, Bacillariophyta, Bacillariophyceae, Naviculales, Naviculaceae.
AUGCUGGAGGGUGCUUACCAGACUGGAGCCGGUACCGACUCAUUGAAAGAGUCUGGUAUUGUAAUUGGGGAGCGAAAUAUAUUGAUGAAAAGAUUAAAAACACAAAAACAAAUGCUACAGCCCUAUGCCCCUUGUUGUGCUGCAUGGGGCUGUAUCAUUUGUUUUUUGAUUUUAUCAUUUUGCUGUGGAGAAAAAGGACUCCCUGAUGAGCCAUGUGGCCUGUUUGAGCGAUUUUCAAUAUCGAAACAUGCAAAUUCUCAUUCCUGUAUACGGUACUCGGAGCAACCAAGCAAGCAACGCAAAAGAUCCGAAGGAUUUAUGGAGGUCAUUGUGGUAUUGUGGUGGUGUGAACUGCAUUUUGGCAACUGUGCAAAUGACGAAAAUGGUCUUUAA